Mercurialis annua (annual mercury) is the source of this 1837-nucleotide messenger RNA. Its product is annotated as protein ENDOSPERM DEFECTIVE 1-like. The record is from RefSeq and is a predicted model, not a curated record. Gene Ontology annotation, molecular function: microtubule binding. Gene Ontology annotation, biological process: centrosome cycle; spindle assembly. Gene Ontology annotation, cellular component: nuclear microtubule; centrosome; cytoplasm. The transcript is spliced from 6 exons. Lineage: Eukaryota; Viridiplantae; Streptophyta; Magnoliopsida; Malpighiales; Euphorbiaceae. Bases 137 to 1570 code for a protein of 477 amino acids.
GUUAGGAAAUUAUUCCAGCAACGGCUAGUUUCCUCCUUUCAGUUUUCCUCAUCAAACCGACACAGUGCGCUGAACCGAUUUCAUAUGAGAGAAUUGGAGUUCUGAUUUGCCAAAUUUGGUCACCGGAAAAAAGAAAAUGAGUGAAUCAAUGGUGGAAACGGAGAGGUCGAAGGUAUGUCCUCCCUUGCCGCCACCUGCGCAACCGCCUCCUACUCAGAGACGGCCAAGGGUUAGGGAGGUGAGCUCUAGAUUCAUGACUCCUCCGCCGCCGCCUCCUUCCUCCUCCUUCUCCACCUCCCCUCUUCCCAACAGUAAGCACCGUUCCAGCUCUGUCCAUGAGCAGAGACAAACGGAGUCACACUCCGGUAGCGACGAGAACAGAGAUAUCAAUAUUCGCAGCCCAACAACAAAAAAACGCUCUGUUGUGAAGCUUUUCAAAGAACACGGCGGAGGCCCACCGCCACCGUCGACAAGAUCACACAGGCCGGACACCCCCAAUGUCACCACUUCAUCUAAAUUGCGACUGAUGCACCACCGCUCUAACCCCAAUUCCUCAUCUGCAACAAGACUCUUGCGCAGCUCCGGGAUAUCUUCUUCUUUUUCCAAUUUGGAUCUUUCAAAUCUAAGCGAAACAUCAUCGCCGUCGUCAUCGCCGUCAUCCCGUAGCUGCUCCACCACACAGUCUCCUCCCGAUCUUCGCUCUUCGAUGCCUGAGGCGCCCAGCGGAUUAUUGGUGGAAAGAAAUAUUAAUAUAAGCAGUUCCAAUUUGUGUAAACCCAAUGCCUCCCCCUGCUCUCGCUCCCUUGAUUUUAUAACUAGUGCCGAUAAAGCAGCUAUGAAGAAGAUGGCAGGGCAUCCUCUGCCUCCUGUCCCUCCCUGUGCAAAUUUCACUAGAAAGCCAUCAAAGAAAGCUCACAAUCAUCAAGAUGAUGUGCAUUCUUUGAGACUGCUCCAUAAUCAUUAUCUCCAAUGGCGAUACGCCAAUGCGAAAGCUGAACUCUCUAUUCGAGCUCAACGAAGAGAAACCGAGAGAACAUUAUACUCCCUCUCUCGCAAUAUAUCGGAACUAUACGAAUCUGUGCGACCGAAAAGAAUUGAACUUAAUCUUUUGCGACGGAGUAAAGCUCUAACAACAAUUCUUGAAGCUCAAAUGCCUCACUUAGAAGAAUGGUCGAUACUUGAAGAGGAAUAUUCAGCAUCUUUUUUAGAAGCAAUUCAAGCUUUCCAAAACAUCUCACUUCGACUUCCCAUCAGUGGCAGUGUUAGAGUUGAUGUAAGGGAAGUAGGGGAGGCAUUGAAUUCUGCAAUGCAGUUAAUGGAAUUAAUAGCUUUUCAUGUUCAAAGUUUUAUGCCUAAGGCUGAAGAAAUGGAUAGUUUGGUUUCAGAAUUAGCGCGAGUGACGGGAGGGGAAAGAGCUAUAAUUGAAGAAUGCGGGGAUUUGCUGUUUAUGACAUAUAAAUCACAGGUUGAGGAGUGCAGCUUACGUGGCCAGCUUAUACAGUUGAACCAAAUGAUAAGUCAGUCACAGACUCACAGUCAACAGAGUCUAGAUGAGCUUACAAUUUGCUGACGGUUUGCUAAGGAUCAUAAAAGAGCUGUUGAGUCAACGGAGUCCAGAUGAGCUUAUAAUUUGCUGAUGGUUUUCUAAGCAUCAUAAAAGAGCUGUUGAGUGUUGACUGUUGAAUUUUGCUCUAUUUUAAGACCUCUAAUCCUCAUGUCUAUGGCUUUGGGUUUGGGUUUAAGAUGAAAGAUUUGCCUUGUAAAUGGAGGACCCCAUUAAUUUUGUAAACAUUUUUUACUUUUUAGACAUUUUAAUAAAAAAUGAUUUAAUUUUCAA